UUUGAACACGACUUUGGUGUACCGAGGUUUCCGGCGACGAUGGGGGACCGGCGCAACUACGACCGAGGAAGGAGAUCAAGUAGCGAGGACAGAGGGAGCCGGCAUGGCUACGACCGGAGAGAUGACGCAGGGGGCGAUCGGUAUAUCCGACGUUCUCCGCCACGAUGUUUUAGCUGCAAUGAGCGGGGCCACUACGCUAACCAAUGUCCAAACCGCUGGCGUGCUCCCGAAGUGAAGGCAUCCACCUCUUACGACGUGAAUCGGGGUCGAUCCCCGAGGCGGGCUGAGGUGGUGGCUAAGGGAAAGGCUACUAUGCAGGAACCGAAGGAACUGCGUCGCCAGAUAGAGGAACUUAACAAGAGCCUAGCAUCUGUAUCUGAGUUCGUUAUGGCUGAGAAGGCGAAGAAGGCCGAAGAAGAACGUUUACGUAUUGAAGCCGAAGAAGAAGCAGAGAGACUGAAGGCGGAGCAGAAGGCCCGCGAGAAGAAGGAACAAAAGCGCAUUGAGAAGAAGAUGAGGGACGCGCAGCGUGAUGCCGAGAUCGACAAGAAGAUGAAACUCCAAUUGGUUAUCAAGACAGGCGACUUCUUUAACCGCAUGGAGGCUAUCUUGGGCCCAGUCCUGGACUUCGUCCGGAAGGUCAAGCCAGCGAAACAACAAGUACACAUACCGUCUGACUCCGGGGAUGAGAGUUACGAGAGCGGUACUGAGGACAUCCGAGCUAGAACCAAGAAGUUGACGAUACACGAGAAAAGGAAAAGGGGACCUGAGGUGGUGCUCGAGGAUAGUCCACCGAUGAUCACCCCGGCCAAGCAAACCCCUCGUCGAUCUGAGCAGAAGAGGAAAAAUACCACCACUCCGGGUCGUGUUACCCGUUCGAAAGCCAAGCUGAAGACGAAGCUCUCACCGUUCGUUGAAAGGCUGAAGAAGACCCCAGGGCGGCCGAGUACUGUCGAGAAGCUACGAUAUCACAAUCAACAGAUGGAAGAGUUGCGUACACUCGACGCCCUGGAACUGCAGGGGAUCUGCAAGGACGAGUGUGUGGCCUAUAGCGGGAAGAUUGAUGCGAUAUUUGAUAUCGCUAGUCACCGUACUUGAGUACAUUUCGGCAAAUCGAGACGAUCGAAGUGUCUAGCACUACGGAACUGGUUGAUGAAGAAUCAACCACCGUCGAGGGC
Molecule: messenger RNA, 1178 nt
Organism: Chara braunii
Lineage: Eukaryota; Viridiplantae; Streptophyta; Charophyceae; Charales; Characeae
Source: the annotation of a GenBank genome assembly